AUGCAACCACCUCCCAUUUCCCCUCUCUCUUUCUCCCUCUCUCUCUCUCUCUUCUUUCUACAUUUCUCUCUCUCCUUCCUCCCUUUCUUUCUCCUUUCUCCCUUUAUAUCUCUCUCCUUUCUCCCUUACUGUCUAUUCUCUUUCCUUUCUUUCUCUGCCUCUAACUUUUCUCCCUUUCUCUCUCUCCUUUCUUUCUCUCCUCAUCUCUUAUCUUCCUUUUUCUUUCUCUUUCUUCAUCCGAUUCGCUCCAUCCCCCUUUCUCUUUCUCUCCUUUAUACCUUUCCCUCUCCCCCUUUCUCCUUUCUCCCUUUCUCCAUUUAUCUCUCUCCUUUCUCUCUUUCUUUCUCUUUCUCCUUUCCCCGUUUAUAUCUCACCCCUUUCUCCCUUUAUAUCUCUCCCUAUUCUCUUUCUCCUUUCUUUCUCUUCCUCUAUCGUUUCUCUCUUUAUUUCUCUUCCUCUCACUUUUCUUCCUCUCUCUCUCCUUUCUCCCUUUCUCUCCCUAGCGCCUUUCUCUUUCUAUCUUUCUUAUUUCUCUCUUUCUCAUUUCUCUCUUCCCCUCCCUUUCUUCCUCUCCCUAUAUCAUUCUCCCUUUCUCACUCUCUCUUUUUUCUCACCCUAUCUCUUUUCUCCCUUUUUUCUCUCUCUCCUUUCUCCUCUUCUCUCUCUCUCCAUCUUUUCAUUUUCUCUCCCUCUCCCAUUCUCUCACUUUCUUUAAUUUCUGGCAUUGAUUUAUUGUUUGUUUCUUUCUUUUCUGAGCCACCAUGA
Molecule: messenger RNA, 765 nt
Organism: Acanthosepion pharaonis
Lineage: Eukaryota; Metazoa; Mollusca; Cephalopoda; Sepiida; Sepiidae
Source: the annotation of a GenBank genome assembly